This is a messenger RNA of Tuber aestivum (summer truffle), 3281 nucleotides long. The record is from the annotation of a GenBank genome assembly. NCBI's taxonomy places the organism in Eukaryota, Fungi, Ascomycota, Pezizomycetes, Pezizales, Tuberaceae.
GUGCAUAUCGUGAGUAUCGUGAAUGUGUGCUCGUUAGAAUCUGGUGCUGUGCUGUACUGUACGGUGCAGUGCCGUACACGUAGUCUGCAACGGUGCGGGGCACAAGUAUGAUGGCCUGAAGAGUUUUCGUGUCUUUUGUAAGUAUCAUGCCUUUGUCUGCACUUUCCUUCAUAUCCCUGGUUUCCAACCGCUGCAACCCCACCCACCACCCAUAUAUCCCCCGCGACCAGGAGCCCAUUAAGGCGUUUGAUCAUGGCUCCUCCCAACACCCCGACAACAAUUUCUGAGCUACAGGACUUGAUCAACUCGCACCCUAUCAUCGACAAUCACGCCCACAAUCUUCUCCGCGAUGCAGUGUCAAGCUCUUCUCCCCUCGAAUCUAUAGUGACUGAAGCGUCUGGACUUGCUCUCAAUGAUGCCGCCCGCACCCUCGCGCACGCCCGUGCCGUCACCCAACUUUCCGGCUUGCUAGGCUGUGCCCCGACUUGGGAAGCCAUCAAGGACAAGCGCAGAACAAUCGAUUAUGAAGCAUGGGCUAGGAAAUGUCUUUCGGGGACCCAAUGUCUACUCAUAGACGAUGGGUUAGAUGCGGAAGGUGUGCAUCCUUACGAUUGGCAUGACCGCUACACCUCGUCACCUUCGAAGCGUCUUGUUCGUGUUGAGACGCUUGCUGAACAGGCGCUUCGCAAAUUUGCGCCUGACUUCAAAGAAGGCGAAAACGGCAAUCCGCUGGAAGGGGAUUUUGAUUACGGAGCAGAAGCGGAGCUGUUCAAUCGAUGGGCCGAACGGUUUGCCGGAUUGAUCAAUGCUGCCGUUCAAGACCCAGCGGUUGCGGGAUUCAAGUCCAUUAUUUGUUAUCGGAGCGGGCUCGAUAUCGCCAGUGAAACAACAGGGGGGUUGCUUUUGGAUGCCUUAAAAAAAGCCUUGCGGGGUGCUAGAAGGGACGGUGGGCGAUAUAAGAUUCGUGAUAAAAUUUUAGGAGAUUUUCUGGUGUGCGAGGUUGCUAGAAUCAUCACAAAGAGUGGAUCUUGGAAGCCCUUGCAGUUCCACACGGGAUUGGGAGACAAUGAUCUCAGUAUUAGGAAGGCCAACCCUGCGUGCGUGCCUCCCGCUUUGUGCAGCGAAUUCUCAUGACUGAUUGUUUAGCUAUUUGCAAGAUUUUAUCAAGGAGAACCCGCAUGUCCCGAUCGUCCUAUUGCACUCUUCCUAUCCAUUUACACGUGAAGCUGGCUACCUUGCCUCCGUGUAUAAGAAUGUAUAUCUCGAUAUUGGGGAGGUCUUUCCCAUGAUUUCUAAAAGUGGGCAAAAAUCUGUUCUCAAACAGUGUCUAGAGUGCACACCUGGCAAUAAACUUCUCUGGAGCACGGACGGCCAUUGGUUCCCCGAGGGGUUUGCCCUGGCAAAUAUGCAGAUACGUGAAGUGUUAGGUGAGGUGUGUAUUUCCCGCACUUUAUUGGGAGGCGUUCGUGUCGUGUUCUCACGUGUCGCCAUUUCUUAAACAGGUUCUUUCAAAAUGCGUAGCCAAGGGUCAGUUGACUGUGCCCCAGGCUGCGGAUUUUGUUAAAGACCUGCUCUUCGAGAACUCCAAUCGGCUCUACAAGCUCGGCCUCGUUCCAAUCUUCACUCCUACCAUUAAUUCUGUCGGUCACUCACUCCCGGUUAACCGGGAGAUGCAAAUGCUCUCUGAAUUUCUCCACAGGAAUCCUCACGUUAAAUACUUUCGUUUGCAAUGGGUGGAUUAUACCAACACUCUUCGUCUCCGGCUUGUGACUCUAGCACACAUGGACAAGAUGGUUUCAGAGGGCACUGUUCUGACAGUGACGAGAGCUGUCCUAUCGCUCCUGCAAGAUGAUGCCCCAACAGAUGAUUUCACCCCCACUGGAAGAUAUAAUCUUGUCCCGGAUUGGUCGAGCUUGAGGAUUUGUCCUGGGGAUUCUGAUGAUCCAGAGGAUGCCUCUAAACACGCGAGUAUGAUGUGCUACUUCAGGGACAAUAAGGAAGAGGUGGAUACCUGUCCGCGUACUAUACUUUCCCGAGCCGUUCAACGGGCUAGAGAAGAACACAAAGUGGGCUUCCUCAUCGGAUGGGAAACCGAGGUGGUCUUCCUUAAUAAGUUCGAUCUCGGGACUGCCGACAAAGCGCACGCCUGGAGCACUGCUCGAUCCCUCCAAAAUCGCUGCCUCAAAGCUCUUGAACAAAUAGUUGAUGCGCUCGAAGCAUCUGGUAUAGAAGUCCUCCUAUUCCACCCCGAGAGUGCUCCGUCUCAAUACGAGAUUGUUACGGGUCCACUUCCACCUCUUGAAUCUAUCGAUGCACUCUACCAUACUCGCGAGACAAUUGCGCGCAUUUGUUCCCACCACAACCUCCGUGCUACACUUCAUCCGAAGCCCUUCAAAGACGCCGCCGGCACUGCUGCGCACAUGCAUAUGUCGAUAACGCCGCCCUCAGAGCCCCUCCAGAGUGCUUUCUUUGCAGGCGUGCUAUCCCACCUCGGACCUCUAGCAGCAUUGACUCUACCACAACCGGCCAGCUAUGAGAGGCUUAGGGAUAGCUGCUGGUCGGGGGGCACUUGGAUUGCUUGGGGGGAGGAAAAUAGGGAAGUUCCCUUGAGGCGCGUGAACAUAGAGGAAGCUCAUUGGGAAAUUCGGUGUAUUGAUGGACUUGCGAAUGCUUAUCUCGCCGCCGCCGGGGUCAUCUCGGCCGGAUGUUUGGGCAUACUGGACGGAAUAAGAUUGCCUGGCGAGAGCUGUAACUGUAGUAUCCCCUCCGCCCUUUCCCUACUUCUUUAUCCAUCACAGGAAUACUAAUAAUCCUAGCUGACCCAUCCAAAAUGGAAUCUUGGGAACGUAACGGUUUAGGGAUCACCGAGCAGCUCCCUGAUGGGAUUGGCAAAGCGAUGGACCUUCUAAGAGUCGACAAAAAGUUGAAGGCUCGGAUCGGUGAGGCGUGCAUGGCGAAGUACAUCAUACUGAAGAAGAACGAAAUUGCGGCCCUUGAAGCAAAAUCUUCUGUACGGGAGUGGAUUAUCGAUAGAUACUAGAUGGGUUGGGAAGCUGUAGUUUUUUUCCAAGGGAAUUUUAUACCAACUUGAAUGUUUAGUGCGAUCAGUAUUCUACCACGGGGGCUCUGGGACGGGGUCUCGAUUUCUAGUAGCUAUUUCGCUAUGGUUCUUGUUUUUUUGGCUUUGGCUUUGGCGGGUACCAGUUCCAUAGACUGCGGUUGCUCACGAGUUCGUGGUCUUCCAUCACCUACUGCUCGCAAUGCCCUGAACAAGAUUAACA